AUGACUGUUUUCCUAGAAUUUUUUUUUUGCCAUCUAACGUUUCCAUUGUUGUGGUUCUUCUUCAAACACAACAUGACAGACUCUGAGAAGACUUUAACGCGAACUUGUUUCACUUUACAAGAUAAUGUUAGGAAAGAAACAAAUUCAACAUUGCCACGAAAAUGCUUCUUUCGUCAACGUGCACAUUGCAACCCUUUAUCCGAUGCUUACUUAAGCUACCCACCUUCCCCAGAUUACGUCGAUUGGCGUCUUCAUUACCCUUCUUUUUUCAAAUCAAACGAUACCGAAAAGUUAUACUUGAAUACCACAAGUCAUCCUAUUGACUAUGCCCAUGUAAUAGACGAUCAAUUCAAUGGUAAAUCGAUCAGCACGUCUCGUGUUGAAAUUCUUGAUGUUGGUUGCGGUUAUGGAGGAUUAUCAUUGGCAUUGGCGACUUUAUAUCCUGAAACGCUCAUUUUGGGAAUGGAAAUUCGUGAAAAAGUUACCAAUUACUUGGGAGAAAAAAUUUGCAGUUUAAGAAAAUUGCAUCAGGAUGAUAAGAAGUACGCCAAUGUUGCGGUAAUUAGAACGAAUGUCAUGAAGUUUCUCGUUAACUAUUUCCGUAAAGGCCAAUUAAACAAAAUGUUUUUCUGCUACCCGGACCCUCAUUUUAAAAGAUCCAACCAACGCCGACGCAUCAUUAGUCCAGCACUUUUAUCCAUGUAUGCGUAUUUGAUGAAAACAGGCGCUCGAAUUUAUUGUGUAACGGACGUAGAGGAACUUCAUAACUGGAAUAUAUCAAAGCUUCAUGCCCACCCUUUAUUUAAACAAGUGAUUGUUUCAUCCGACACUUUUGCUCAAGAUCCUUGCAUUCACGCCAUGUUAUCUUCCACUGAAGAAGGAAACAAAGCUAGGCGUUUAAAGAGAGAAUGUUACUCAUGCGUAUUUGAACGUGUUUAACGAAUCGUAUGCUUCAAAUCUUUUGAUAGAAUGGUUUUUUUUUUAACGAAACAAGGAAUUUUUCUUUUUAAUCGCUCCGGAAAAAAUUUUUAAUUGUUCUAGUCUUUUUAUCCUUAAUGAAAAGGUUCUUUAUUAAAAAAAAAAAAACGAAUUUUAACAUAAUCGCUUUCUUAACGUAUUUUGUUAGUCUCUCCAAACUGAUUGUUUGUGUUUUUAAUAAUAAUUUUUUCAAACAAUGUCUCCGACUUUUGUUUAUAUAAAAUGUUAUACAGAAUUUUUAUUUUAAAUUUUUUUUUCAUACAUGUCAUCCUUCCUAUUCAU
Molecule: messenger RNA, 1260 nt
Organism: Hylaeus volcanicus
Lineage: Eukaryota; Metazoa; Arthropoda; Insecta; Hymenoptera; Colletidae
Exons: 11
Coding region: 1-939 (312 amino acids)
Biological process (GO): RNA (guanine-N7)-methylation; tRNA methylation
Cellular component (GO): tRNA methyltransferase complex
Molecular function (GO): tRNA (guanine(46)-N7)-methyltransferase activity
Source: RefSeq, a predicted model, not a curated record